GGCGGGUCGCGCGCAUGCGCGGGAGGCGGGUCGUGGCGGCGGUGCUGCGGAGCCGUGGUUGCCGGGGCUGCGGACGCCAUGUCGGGCCGCUCGGUGCGAGCUGAAACCCGCAGCCGCGCCAAAGAUGACAUCAAAAAAGUGAUGGCGGCCAUCGAGCGGGUCCGCAAAUGGGAGAAGAAGUGGGUGACGGUGGGAGACACAUCCCUUCGGAUAUUCAAGUGGGUGCCUGUAGCAGACAGUAAGGAGAAAGAGAAGUCCAAAACAAGUAGCAGCGCUGCCCGAGAACCCAAUGGCUUCCCAGUGGACUCAUCUGCCAACUCCUCCCUCCUCCUGGAGUUCCAGGAUGAGACCAGUAACCAGAGCUCCUUGUCGGACGUUUACCAGCUCAAGGUCGACAGCAGCCCAAACUCGAGCCUCAGCCCCCAACAGAGCGAGUCAAUGAGUCCUGCACAUACGUCCGACUUCCGCACGGACGAUUCGCAGCCACCUACGCUGGGGCAGGAGAUCCUGGAAGAGCCCUGCUUGCCUUCCUCGGAAGUUGCAGAUGAGCCUCCCACUCUCACGAAGGAGGAGCCUGUCCCUCUUGAGACUCAGAUGCAGAUUGCUAACCAGCAGCCACUGCUGCCCAAGAACAACUUUGCUACCUGGACAGCUAUGUCUAAUUUUGCAGACCAGCCUCGAGGGAGGAAUUUCAGGCAUUGGUCACUGAAGGCUGUUUGGGGGCUAAGGCUUCUUUGCAGUCCACACUGAACAUUGCGAUAAUUCAGCCAGAGUGAAGGCACCUGCGGUGCCCAUGAGGCGGUGUUCCUGGCUGCAGAAUUCUGGCUUUGCUCCUGCUGUCCAGCAGGCCACUGAGGAUUUGCCCUUCGAUGGGCAAGAGCUGUUCUCGGAUAAGAUGGAUGAGACUCUGCACUCCUUCAAGGACUCUAGGCUGCCCUACUGCCCAUGGGGGGUACGCGCAGGUGGUGCAGAGGCCAUUACAGCAUUCCAUGGCAACAGCAGCAGUAUUGUCCACAGCUCAUGUUUGGGCAGCUUUUUGCUCCCCCAAGGCAGGACUGCCCCAGAAAAGGGCCUAGGCCCCACAGGGAGAAGCAGUUGGGUUCAGGAUUCAGCCAGUUCACAUGCCAUCCCUAGCACCUCCCAAGCACCCAUUUUGACUCCUUGGUCCAGAGAAGUGUUCCAGCUAAUGGUCUCCUUCCCCCCCCCCAUCUUCCUCUCUUUGGAUGGGCUGACUCGCUUUUACAAUGCUUGGGGCUCGAUCACUACUGAC
Mauremys reevesii (Reeves's turtle) is the source of this 1270-nucleotide messenger RNA. It is a transcript of the gene BCL7B, whose product is annotated as BAF chromatin remodeling complex subunit BCL7B. Bases 79 to 750 code for a protein of 223 amino acids. The transcript has 6 exons. The record is from RefSeq and is a predicted model, not a curated record. Lineage: Eukaryota; Metazoa; Chordata; Testudines; Geoemydidae.